GUGAGCUUGUGCUGUGCCUGAAAUCCUGCAGGUCCAGUUCGUUUUCUUCGACUGUAAGAGCACAGAUGAGAACACUGGCUGUGCUUCGUAACGAGGAUUAAGGGUCAGAGAGGUGGACUGUCGAUCUCCUCCUCCUCAGUGCUACUCGGGCAGAAUGAGUUGCUCACGUUUCUUCUGGCCGUUUUUCUGUAGGUCCAGCGUCAGAGUGCUGUUUGAACACGACCACCGUAUUAGCAGCUUUCAAGGCGUGAUCAUCCGCCGUUUAGCAGCACAGGCGCCUGUAGAGGUGGUAGAAGGUGAUGGUCAGCAUGAUGUCAAAGUGCUUUUCUGUCCCAUCGUCUCCCGCGCUGGGACUGAUAUCCAGGCUGUUCUCUCCCGGAUUAAAGCUGGUCAAGUCACCAUUGUGAUAGUGCUGCACCAUACCCUUGAUUCGAGGGCCAUUAUACCAAGCAGCAGUGUAUAUGAGAGUGAAGGGGUUAUUCUUGUGGACUUCCUCUUCUCUGAGGACCAAGGACUGCUGGAAUGUCAGAAGAACAGUGAAGCAUUUGACAGGACAGCACAUUAUUUAAAUCAACUGGCUCCCCAGUCUUCUGUAAUGGGAAGAAAGGGAAAAUUCCUGCUUUUGACCGUGGGGUCCUUGGUCCUUUGGUUAAUGUGGCUGGACUGGCGUCAGGGGUCUUGUCACACUGUCGUUGGAGUGAUUAGUGGCUUUAUUAGUGGGGCUGUUGGUGGAUUUAAGAACACGGUAAAUGGAAGACUAUAUCCUGCCCUUAUUGGUGGGAUAACUGGAGGGAUUAGUGGUGCAGUUAUUGGCAGUCUAGUGUAACACUGGGGUUGUUGGUGCGCAGCUUUUAAAACUUAACCUCACUGAAGCUGCAAAAUGAGGAUUUCAUGCUGUGUCAAAUGAGAAUAUGAAACAUUCUAAAACAAAUAGAUAUUCUGAAGGAAGCUGAUCUUUGGAAAGCUGUCCUAAAUGAGAACUAAUCUUACAGCAUUAUAACCUCAUUUCACCCGCACUUAUGGAAUAGUCAGUCAGUUUUUGCAAGCUGUUUUUCUCUCACCUUAAUAAACAUUUAACCCCAGGAAGGACAAAAGCUAUUUGAUGGUGAAGAAGUUUUCAUGAUCACCAUGAUGCUUUUCAGGCAAAGCAGGCAUACAGACAGAAUACCAACAGGAAACAGUGCUUUUACAAGAACAAAAACCCAAGGCUUCAGUGAAUAACAUAGAGAAAGAUUGUCUGUAGACAUCAGAACUUGUACGUAAUGAUUAUAAUGAUAUUAAAACAUCUUGUAUCACUCUAAA
This is a messenger RNA of Pygocentrus nattereri (red-bellied piranha), 1302 nucleotides long. RefSeq lists its product as uncharacterized. The record is from RefSeq and is a predicted model, not a curated record. The transcript is spliced from 3 exons. NCBI's taxonomy places the organism in Eukaryota, Metazoa, Chordata, Actinopteri, Characiformes, Serrasalmidae. The coding region runs from base 155 to 826 and encodes 223 amino acids.